Messenger RNA from Megalops cyprinoides (Indo-Pacific tarpon), 789 nucleotides. Its product is annotated as dolichyl-diphosphooligosaccharide--protein glycosyltransferase subunit DAD1. Lineage: Eukaryota; Metazoa; Chordata; Actinopteri; Elopiformes; Megalopidae. The transcript is spliced from 3 exons. Gene Ontology annotation, biological process: protein N-linked glycosylation. The coding region runs from base 119 to 460 and encodes 113 amino acids. Gene Ontology annotation, cellular component: membrane; oligosaccharyltransferase complex. The record is from RefSeq and is a predicted model, not a curated record.
GAUCGACACGUCAUAUGAAUGAACGCACACUUCUCACAGAUCGACUGACUGCUGAAUUUAAACCAGAUAGCUACCUCAUUUUCCUUUAAGUCGAGGUUUUGCAGAACCAGACAAAACCAUGUCUAAUUCGGUUAUUUCUGUAAUAUCUCGUUUUGUGGAGGAAUACACGAGCAGCACGCCUAAUAAAUUGAAAGUGGUGGACGCCUAUCUGCUGUAUAUUUUGCUGACAGGAGCGCUACAGUUCCUGUACUGUCUGCUGGUGGGAACUUUCCCGUUCAACAGCUUUCUGUCCGGCUUCAUCUCCUGCGUUGGAGCCUUCGUUCUGGGGGUCUGCCUGCGCAUCCAAAUCAACCCCCAGAACAAAGGCGAUUUCCUGUCUGUAUCUCCCGAGAGAGCCUUUUCCGACUUCCUGUUCGCACACACGGUCCUGCAUCUCGUGGUCAUCAACUUUAUCGGCUGAAAGAGGGCCGGCCCUGUACCUGCCCGUUUCCCCCAGGUGAACAAGAGACGGGAUAACCAGAGACCAAAGUGCCGAAGCCUUUCAGUCAAUCCGGACAAUUGUAAUAUUACACAUCUGUAAUAUCCACUGAGUCACAAAGCAAAACAGCGCCCCCACACUCUGCUGGCAGAAGAAAGUAAGUGCAACUCUGUUCUAAUGAAGAAUAGAAUGCACGCAGCCACACGCGCUACCAGUAAAUGUCUGAGACUCAAACGGAUGCCUUAAUUUUUUAUUUUGUACUUUUUAUACACUUAUACUGGGGUGCAACUGAAAAGUGUUGCAAAUAAAAU